CCGGUUUUCUCCGCUCGUCCUUCCCCCCUGUACAGCUCCACUACCAGGCUGGAGUCUCCGGCAGCACGGCGCGCAACACAACAGACUGACAGCUGCGACUGACUCAAACCGAGGGGGGAAAGAUGGAGCACAGAGGCGCCGACUUCAACAUACUGCUAGCGACCGACUCGUACAAGGUAACGCAUUAUAAACAGUAUCCCCCCAACACGAGUAAAGUGUACUCCUACUUCGAGUGCCGCGAGAAAAGGACAGAUCCCACCAAAAGCCGAAAAGUCAAAUAUGACAAAACCGUCUUUUAUGGUCUACAGUACAUCCUCCACAAAUACCUAAAAGGAAAGGUAGUGACUCCAGAGAAGAUUCAGGAGGCGAAGGAGGUAUACAGAGAACACUUCCAGGAUGAUGUUUUUAAUGAGAAGGGGUGGACUUACAUUUUGGAGAAAUACAACGGACACCUGCCCAUUGAAAUCAAGGCAGUGCCAGAGGGGAGCGUCAUUCCUCGCGGCAAUGUUUUGUUCACAGUGGAGAGCACAGACCCUGAAUGCUACUGGCUCACCAACUGGGUGGAGACCAUCCUGGUUCAGAUCUGGUAUCCCAUCACUGUGGCGACCAACUCCAGAGAACAAAAGAAGAUCCUCGCCAAGUACCUCCUCGAGACCUCUGGGAACUUGGAGGGAUUAGAGUACAAACUACAUGACUUCGGCUACAGAGGCGUGUCCUCACAAGAGACUGCAGGCAUCGGAGCCUCCGCCCAUCUCGUCAACUUCAAGGGCACAGACACAGUCGCCGGCAUCGGAGUCAUUAAGAAGUACUACGGCACCAAGGACCCUGUGCCAGGCUUCUCAGUGCCUGCUGCUGAGCACAGCACCAUCACAGCGUGGGGCAAGGACCAUGAAAAAGAUGCCUUCGAGCACAUCAUCAAGCAGUUUCCCAGCGUGCCCGUAUCCAUAGUCAGCGACAGCUACGACAUCUACAACGCCUGCGAGAAGAUUUGGGGGGAAGACCUACGAUCGCUGAUAGAGACGCGCAGCGCCGACGCCCCGCUGGUGGUCCGACCGGACUCAGGAAACCCGCUCGAUACAGUUUUGAAGGUUUUGGAGAUUCUGGGUAAGAAGUUCCCUACAGAGGAGAACUCUAAAGGUUUCAAGGUUCUCCCUCCCUACAUCAGAGUCAUACAAGGAGACGGAGUCGAUAUCAACACGCUGCAAGAGAUAGUGGAGGGUAUGAAGGAACACAAGUGGUCCAUUGAGAACAUUGCCUUUGGGUCUGGAGGGGCUCUGCUGCAGAAACUGACCAGGGAUCUGCUCAACUGCUCCUUCAAAUGCAGCUAUGUGGUCACCAACGGACUGGGGGUGAAUGUGUUCAAGGAUCCAGUGGCAGACCCCAACAAGAGGUCAAAGAAAGGACGUCUGUCUCUACACCGGACACAGAGUGGAGACUUUGUCACCCUGGAGGAGGGCAAGGGCGACCUGGAGGAGUAUGGAGUGGACCUCUUGCACACAGUCUUCCAGAACGGGAAGAUUGUGAAGACGUACACAUUCGACGAAGUCAGAGACAAUGCUAAGCUCAAAGAGAGCGAGCUUGAAGAGCUGCUGCACUGAGUGCGGUCCCACUAAAAACCCCCACAUACUAUCCAAAACCCCCAUCCCACCCAAAACAACCCCUCCUCUUCAACCCUUCACCUUUUGGCCUCCAGUAUCACCCUAGAAAACGGAGGUAGUGUGCACUGCUAAUAGACCCCACUUCCAAAGCCUGAGAAAAGUUCCUAAAAACCUGAGAGCCCCUUAAAAAAAAAAAAGAUGGAAUUCACCCUCAUUUCCAAAAUGCUGUUUGUGGGGAAUGAGAGAUUUGGAAACACGCACCUCAGAUCAAUGGCAAACAUCUCAUAAGUGUUAGGGGAGGAGGGUUAUGAAAGAGAAGGUAUUGAAAGCAGCAGAAACGACAGAUACGUAGAGGGAGUGGAGUCACGACUGUGACGUUUAAACCCGUGCAGUCACGUCUUUGUGCUGCUGCCCCAAAUCGAACUUCAACAUGUCGCACUGAUAAGAGUGUAUUGCAGUUUAAAUGAAUGUGAUUGGCUGGCUGCAGGCGGAUGACGUGUCGGCAAGAUGUUUCCAUGCUGACACACAAGCUAAUGAGACGAUUGUAGGGGGUUGUUGUUUUUUUUUUUUUUGAAUGAGCUUUGGGCGGCUGCAUGCAGAGUGAACCCGCGGCGAGUCGACGUGAUCACGACAGAGCGAAAAUUCGAAGCCACACCCACUCUAAUGACUGUUCCCCCGUGUAAUCUGUACAGAUCUGUUUAGAAAAACCAAUACAUGUCUGAAUCUACUUAGCUUUGUCUUUUAUGUGAAGGAAGAAAGUGAUGAUCGCGGUAUAAUAGCGGUGCACCGGUAACAUUGACAAACAGCAGUUUAUAUAUUUGCUUUCGACCUGAAAAUCAUGAAUACUCUAACUAUGGGUAAUGAAGGAAUUCAUUUUCCUCUGAUUUCUCGCUUUAAUGAGGGCCAAAUUAUAAAAGGCCAGUGUUUAUCAAAUACUACCUGAAUAACAUGUACUCUCUUUCCGCCGGCAAAAAAAAAAAAAAUGUUACCGGUGCAUCUUUGAAGGUGUGUAAACGAUCAUCUCCUUGCCAUUAUGUUGCCCAUGUUGCGUUCCCAUCAUGAAGGUCCAAUCCGCGGUUUAAUCACACCACAGAACACAUGUAAGGAAGGUUUGUCCGCUCUUAACGUCAGCUUUUAAAUGUCGGUUGAAUUUUCACAUAGGUUUGAUAUAAAUAUGUGCGAGAAUCUCAUUUUAAUCAGUUGUUUCACUGUUUUCCGAGUCCUGAAGAUUAAUUUUUCUAACAAAGUCUGGGGUUGUUUUGUUUGUUUGUUUGUUUUCCGGGGAGGGGAAGGGUUGGACCUUUAUGAUGACGAAUGCCAAGUCUAUGCUGUGUAAGACCAAGAGAAGAUGUAAAAAAAAAAAGAAAAAGAAAAAAAAAAAACAUUGCAGAAAUUCUUCUUCACUGGAAUGAAGAUGAUAUGUGUUUAUGAAAGAUUACAUACUGUGUGUGGCUCCUGGGUUGAAAUGUGUAUUUAGUGUCGGUUCUGAUGUGUGUGUGUGUGUGUGUUUGUGUGUAUGCGUGUGACAUUUUCUUCCUUUAAAGGACAGUGUAGUAUUCCUUUAUGCAAAUGUGCUUGUCGAUCGGGGCGGGGAGGGAGGGAGGGAGGGGAAUAGAGAACACUCUUACUUUGCUGGCCUUUUUUUUUUAUUCAGAGAGGAGACACAGCGUUGUGACGGGCAGAUGUAAAAGCAACAAAGAGGUUCCUGACACUAACCAACCCUGCAUCGGUAGCUGGUGGGGCGUAGUUGACCGGUCAGCGAAGCGUUGCCCUUAGCAUCACUGCCUUAACUCGUGGAGGAAAAAAAACUUGAGGUGUUUCCCGGAAGAAGUGUGGUUGACGCACUGUAUCGGGGAGCACUCUUGUUUUGAACCCCACCUAUAAAUGCUCGCUAAUGCCUUCCUCUGGGUUAAUUAUCUUCCCGUUCAGAGCAUCUUAGCAGAGUGUCGCUCCUGUUUUCCGGGGGUUGUGAUGGGUGCUGAGUUUUUUUCUUUUCUUUUCAGAGCGAAGGGGACUUUUCUGUCGCAGGGCUGGGAGGGGGAGUUCAGGAGCUGGUGGCAUCACAGGAAGAGGGGUAUUGUGGAGGUGAAAAACUGUUGGAUUGGAUGAUAUUUUAUACACUUGAGAUUAACAGAAUCCAUCACUCUUCUCAUGAGGCUGAGUGUCUCAUCAGCCAUUGGGUGGAUCACCAUGAUAUACGGUUGUCACGUCCCACUAAUGACAUUCCCGUUAGCCUCAGCUACACUUUGUGUUUAGUCGAACUGCAACAAUUAUUCAACUAGCUGUCAACUAAAAAAAAAAAAAAA
Molecule: messenger RNA, 3904 nt
Organism: Stegastes partitus (bicolor damselfish)
Lineage: Eukaryota; Metazoa; Chordata; Actinopteri; Pomacentridae
Gene: nampt1
Product: nicotinamide phosphoribosyltransferase 1
Exons: 11
Coding region: 123-1598 (491 amino acids)
Biological process (GO): NAD+ biosynthetic process
Molecular function (GO): nicotinamide phosphoribosyltransferase activity
Source: RefSeq, a predicted model, not a curated record